CAACUCAUCUUUGGACUUUGUUAUUGGAGCAACCCAACCCAAGACAAGAUCAUUUUCAUUUUCAUCAUCUGCAGUUGCAAUACCUUCAAUCCCGAAUAUGGCAGGAAUUGGACCUAUCACUCAGGAUUGGGAGCCUGUCGUUAUCCGUAAGAAGGCCCCUAACGCCGCCGCCAAGAAGGAUGAGAAGGCCGUCAACGCCGCCCGCCGUGCUGGUGCCGAAAUCGAAACUGUUCGUAAAGCCGCUGCUGGAACAAACAAAGCAGCAUCCAGCAGCACCUCUUUGAACACUCGGAAACUGGAUGAUGAAACCGAAAACCUUGCCCACGAUCGUGUUCCAACUGAAUUGAAGAAGGCCAUCAUGCAAGCACGAAUGGAUAAGAAGCUCACCCAGUCUCAACUUGCUCAGUUGAUCAACGAGAAGCCACAGAUUAUACAAGAAUAUGAAUCAGGAAAGGCCAUUCCAAACCAGCAGAUCAUUGGAAAACUGGAGCGUGCUCUUGGGGUGAAGUUGCGCGGAAAGAAGUAGAAGAGACAAAGAAGAUAGAAAUUUGAUAGUUGCAUUUAAAAUUGUUCCGUCUAGGGUGUUGUGGGGUUUGAAACUGAUGUAAAUGACACUGAUGGUCGCUUUUGUAUAGAAGUGUGGCUUGGACCGAAUCUAUGGAUAUUGGAUAGGAAUAACACUGAAUGCUGAUGUUUUGUUUCUUGCCACCAUACAUUUGGUUGGAUGCUUUCAAUGGAAUUUGCCUUUUGAGUUUUGAUGUA
This is a messenger RNA of Amaranthus tricolor (Joseph's coat), 762 nucleotides long. Its product is annotated as multiprotein-bridging factor 1b-like. Gene Ontology annotation, molecular function: DNA binding. The record is from RefSeq and is a predicted model, not a curated record. NCBI's taxonomy places the organism in Eukaryota, Viridiplantae, Streptophyta, Magnoliopsida, Caryophyllales, Amaranthaceae. The transcript has 4 exons. Gene Ontology annotation, cellular component: nucleus. Bases 98 to 526 code for a protein of 142 amino acids.